AUGUUUCGUCAGCUGGUCGACGACGAGUGGGCACACAAGUUUUCCUUUGUUUCUCGGAAUGAUGCGAUUGUAGCCGAUAAAUUCGCGUGGUCGAAUAAGUUUGGCGGCAAGUUGCCAAGAUAUGAAGCACGAGCCAAACAAACCGAGCCACUGAAUCGGACAGCAGCCGGUGCAGAAGCAGGCGACGGCGGCGGCGGCGAAAGCUAG
This is a messenger RNA of Necator americanus (New World hookworm), 207 nucleotides long. RefSeq lists its product as uncharacterized. The record is from RefSeq and is a predicted model, not a curated record. The coding region runs from base 1 to 207 and encodes 68 amino acids. The transcript has a single exon. NCBI's taxonomy places the organism in Eukaryota, Metazoa, Nematoda, Chromadorea, Rhabditida, Ancylostomatidae.